Molecule: messenger RNA, 543 nt
Organism: Daldinia caldariorum
Lineage: Eukaryota; Fungi; Ascomycota; Sordariomycetes; Xylariales; Hypoxylaceae
Exons: 1
Coding region: 1-543 (180 amino acids)
Molecular function (GO): 1-alkyl-2-acetylglycerophosphocholine esterase activity
Source: RefSeq, a predicted model, not a curated record
AUGGGGUUGAUAGGGGUAAACCGCCAGCCGGCCAGUCGUGCCAAGGCUCUCGUUACCACAUUACUGCUAACUCUCUCCAUACCCGGCACCAUCGAGGCGGUAUCACUCCCGCCCCCCACCGGUCCUUACCAGGUUGGAGUCCGCAAAUACGCCAUCGAUUACUACAAUGAUCACGAUCCCGUGGCGCCGAACAACAUCAGCACGGCGUUCUUGGCGACCAUCUUCUACCCCACGCUCCAGAAGCCCGAAGGUGCUCCGAAGCCGUAUUUAAACCCCGAGACGGCGGCCUUCUUCGAACAAAACUGGCAUUACUCAAACGGGACCCUUUCGUCCAUCACUUCGACCGUGCAAGAAGACGCGCCUUUCCUGGAACCGGAAAGCGCGGCCGACGGGCUCCCAACCAUUCUAUUCGGUCCGGGAGGCGGUGGUCCCCCCGUCGAAGGAAACACCAUCUUACUCUCCGAACUCGCGUCACAUGGCUACGCCAUAAUCGGCAUAGACCACCCGUUUGAGCAGCCCUUCAUCCGAUAUCCGAACGGGUGA